AAAUAUGGAAAACGACUAUUAUUUUGAAGCGUCAUCUCGUUUCCUGCUAUGGUCACGUGGUUUUUCAAGAUGGCCGCGCCCACAGCGCUGUAGCAGCUGAUAGAAGAUUGUGUCCAUGCGAGCGGGGUUUAAAUGACAGUUGAGAAGCAGCAGGUUACAACUGACAUCCCCGCAGAGAGACAGAGGAGUUUCUGAAAGGCUGUCCCAUCCUCAGCACCGCCAACAUGAGCAAGCAAGAAAAUCUAAUUCUCCCCAAAGACUUUCCUCAGCUAAAGAACGACACAUUCCUGAGAGCGGCACGAGGAGAGGAAACCGAACAUGUCCCAGUCUGGUGUAUGAGACAGGCUGGCAGAUAUCUACCAGAGUUCCGUGAGUCCAGAGCAGGGAAGGACUUUUUUGAGACAUGUCAGUCACCAGAGGCUUGCUGUGAGCUCACUCUGCAGCCUCUGAGACGUUUUCCCUUUGAUGCUGCCAUAAUCUUCUCUGAUAUCCUAGUUGUCCCACAGGCCAUGGGUAUGGAUGUCCAGAUGGUUGCAGGUAAAGGUCCAACAUUUCCAGAGCCUCUGAAGGAGCCAGAGGACCUGCAGCGGCUGCAGGUCAAAGUGGACACUGACAAAGAACUGGGCUACGUCUUCAGAGCCAUCACACUGACCCGACACAAAAUUGAGGGCAAAGUGCCACUAAUAGGAUUCAGCGGGGCUCCGUGGACGCUCAUGUCCUACAUGAUAGAAGGUGGAGGCUCCAACACUCACUCUAAGGCAAAGCGCUGGCUGUAUCAGCACCCCGAAGCCAGCCACAUGCUGCUGAAGAUGCUGACAGAUGUGAUCGUGGAGUAUCUGCUAGGACAAGUGGCAGCUGGAGCUCAGGCACUGCAGGUGUUUGAGUCCCACGCCGGCAUUCUGGGACCUGCAGAGUUUAAAGAUUUCUCGCUGCCUUACCUCCGAGACAUCGCUCGCCGCGUCAAAGAUAAACUGAAAGAGGCAGGACAGGAUGUCCCCAUGUUUUGCAACAAGGAUGCUCACUACGCCUUAGAGGAACUGUCUCAGUCUAAUUAUGAAGUGGUUGGCCUGGACUGGACCAUUGACCCACUAUCCGCACGGGAACGCACAGGAGGGAAGGUCAGCCUGCAAGGAAACAUGGACCCCUGUGCUCUGUAUGCUCCAAAGGAGCGCAUUUCAGACAUCGUGAAGAAGAUGUUGGAGGGUUUCGGCACAAGGGGCUACAUCGCCAACCUCGGCCACGGCGUUUACCCCGACAUGGAGCCGGAGAACAUAGGUGCCUUCGUCGAAGCUGUGCACCAGCACUCGAAACAGAUGAUCAAACAGAUAUGAAGAUAAAUGUGUAUGAAGAACCAAACCUGGCCUUAUGAUGGUGAUGCAAGAAAAAUGUAUAAUGAGGCAUUAUUUUAUUAAAAGCUCUAAACAGUA
This is a messenger RNA of Haplochromis burtoni (Burton's mouthbrooder), 1427 nucleotides long. RefSeq names its product uroporphyrinogen decarboxylase (gene urod). Gene Ontology annotation, biological process: heme biosynthetic process. Bases 225 to 1331 code for a protein of 368 amino acids. NCBI's taxonomy places the organism in Eukaryota, Metazoa, Chordata, Actinopteri, Cichliformes, Cichlidae. Gene Ontology annotation, cellular component: cytosol. The record is from RefSeq and is a predicted model, not a curated record. Gene Ontology annotation, molecular function: uroporphyrinogen decarboxylase activity. The transcript is spliced from 10 exons.